CAUGACAGAUGGAUGAUCUUUAUAUCUUUAAUACGUUUGCAGCUUCACAAAACCUCUUGAAAUGUAACUAUGAUUCAUUGUGAGUGGUCCAGGAGAACCUUUCCAUACAGGUUCUUGGUGGAUACCUGAACCUCGAGUUUCCAUGGCCAGAAUUACACUCAACCUGCCUAAUUUUAUAACGUCACAAUGGGGGAGGAUUCAACACAGCUUCUCAGCACGGCAGAUCACUGCAGCCAUUCUUUCCUUUGUUCUUUUGGGAGUGUUCCUGUUUGCUUUUAUCCAAGUGUACAUGGUUGGUUCUACAGGACAUCAGAGUAGUACGGACACACAUGGGUUUCAUCAACGGUCUGCCACCACAUAUGGUGGUGACAUACGUCCAGUCUUGGGGCCAGAUGUGAGAUAUGCUAUUGUGAUAGACUGCGGCAGCAGUGGAAGUCGUGUCUAUGUUUACUUUUGGCCUCCUCACUCUGGAAAUGCUAGAGAUCUGCUAAACAUUCAACAAUUAAUGGGGCAAGAUGGGAAACCUGUGGUCAAGAAAAUCACACCUGGAUUGGAUAAAUUUGAAGACAAGCCUGAAGAAGCAAAUGAAUAUAUCCGCCCAUUGUUGAAGUUUGCAGCCUCCUAUAUCCCAAAAGAACAACAAAAAGAGACAUUACUUUUUAUUCUUGCCACUGCUGGCAUGCGCAUGAUCUCUCCAAAAGCACAGAAAGCCAUAUUUAAUGAUCUGAAGACAGACAUUGCCGAAGAAUUUCCAUUUGUAAUAUCAGACAGCAAUUUAGAGGUUAUAAGCGGAAAACUGGAAGGUGUAUAUGCCUGGAUUGCUGUUAAUUAUGCACUUAGAAAAUUUGACCACGGCGAGGAAGAGCACCCUCUGGUGGCAGUAGAGGUUCCUGGAGAGUCAGCCAAAAAGACACAUAUCCGCAGGCGGACAGUUGGAAUGAUAGAUAUGGGGGGAGGCUCUAUGCAAAUCGCCUUUGAAAUCACAUCUAAGUCUGCUACAAUUCCUGCACACAGACUUGUCGAAUUCAACCUCGGCUGUCAGCAAAAUGAUUUUGAUCACACAUACAGAGUGUAUGUAUCUACCUUUUUGGGAUUUGGUGCUAAUGAAGCACGGGAUCGCUAUGAACAGAUGCUGACAGCAAACGCUGAUCACUCAAAUGUUACAGAGAGGCGGGGAGAGAGUGCUGAAAACUCCACUGUAAACAGCCACCUCAAUCAUCACCAUGGUAAACGUGUUCUACCAGACCCUUGCCUUCCCCCAGGCUUACUCUUUGAAAAAGAUGAUGACGAAGAACACACCCAUUUUUUCCAUGGGACAGGGGAUUACCUAGCAUGUCAGAAGGCUGUCUAUUCUCUCCUCAAUCUCUCAGCCCCGUGUGAACAGGAGGUUUGUUCUAUGAACGGGGUUCACCAGCCUGAGAUUUCCUUCCAGAAGACAGAGUUUUACGGCUUCUCAGAGUUCUGGUACACCAUGCAGGAUGUAUUCAGUAAGGGAGGCCUGUAUGACAAGGAAGAAUUUCAAAAAGAGGCUCAGAAAUUUUGCAGUACAAAGUGGACGACCCUCCAGUCUCGUGUAGAACAGAAAUUGUAUCCUAAUGCAGAUGAUCAACGAAUGAAGACAGAGUGUUUCAAGUCUGCAUGGAUGACUACUGUUCUCCACCAUGGCCUCAAGUUUCCAGUGACCUACCACCAACUCCGUUCUGUUAACCUUAUAAACAAUAGGGAUAUCCAGUGGACGCUAGGAGCCCUCAUUCAUCGUACUCGGUACCUACCACUCAGGGAUAUAGAAAAAUUUGAAACUCAGCAUGCACAGUUGUCCAGUGUAAAGAAUUCCUGGUCGCUUUACAACAGCUAUGUGAUAAUUUUAUGUAUUGUGGUUGUGGUGAUGGCAAUCCUGUUAUACAUGCACCGCCUUCAGUUUCGACUGUUUCCUACAAGAAAAGAUCUGAAGAAAGUGCCAUCACUUCCCUUCUUCAACAAUGAUGAGGAUCAUUCUGGUUAUCAGUAUGCUUGACUGUCAGGAACUCCGAUGAUAUUGAAAAACUGGUUACCAGUAUGCUUGACUAUCAGAAACUCUUGAUAACAGUGUAAAUCUGGUUACCAGUAUUGUUGACUAUCAGAAACUCCGAUAAUGGUGUUUAAAAACCUCAAUCUUACAAUAACAUAGGACAUAGUUAACUGAGAAAAUAUGACACAAAACUUCCAUGAACACUGUAAUACAUUUCAGGUACAUUUUGGCCUACCACAGAAUAAUAGCUCAAAUGUUGUCAUAACAUUUAAUCUUGUAAUUGUAAUCAUAUGAUAUAUGUAAGCAUAACACUAUCACAGAAAAACUAACAAUGUUUUUGUUAUCAACUAAAUAUGAGAAACUAUUAAUUGUACAAUUAACUGGGGAAUACCUAGACCAGCAUUACAUAGUCAUGAACCCGCUAAACCAUUUUCAAUUUCUGAUCACCAUACAGGAUAACCUGUCUAAAAAACACUAAAUUUUGUAAACACAUGAAAAAUCCAUCUCGGAACAAUUAUCUGUAUUCAUUUAAGAAAUCAUGUAUUUUUGAAACCUGAUGUAAACGAUCUGUGAUGAGGAUGAUGACUGUAUCAGGGUGUAUAUUUUUUUUAUUUGUAGAGAGAUGAUAAAAAACUUUGUACUUUUGUCGUCCUACAGUUAGCAAUUAGAGUUUUGAUGAGACAGAAUUAAAUUAUCUGUGUAAGUAAAAUGUAAAGUGAAAGCAAGAUGAAUUAAACAUUGACAACACUCCAUUUGAACUGACAUCUGUAAUGAGUAUCCUGAACUGUGUAGUAAGAUUGUAUUUAUGGGGAAGGAGAUAUCAUUAUGAAUGAUCACUUUAGUGAAAUUAUGAAAACAACUGGGUACCAGUAUAUUGAUUAUAUAGAAUUAUUUGACAGGUGCUACUGACAUGUUUGAUAUUUCAAAAUACUGGUUUAUCAUUUAUCAAUCUAUUUUUUAAAGUUAAUUGAUUUUGUUAUCCGAGGAAAACAAAAGUUGUCAUAAAGAAUUACAUUGAGUUUUUCCAUAGAUUAUGUUAUCUCACAACUACUCUAGCCCCUUUUCAGAGUAAUAACACCUAUAUCAGACAUUUUUUAUUUAAAAACAGUUGUAAUAGGAUCUAGCGCUGAUUGACCGAAGGUUCUCUAGGUGUCUAUGGUGAGGUCACAACAUAAUGAUAUUAUAUGCAUUGUGACAUGGGUGGGGUGGCAGAAUUCACAAUAACCAACCAUGUGGAUAGCCUUUCAUUGGCAUUUCUUCUGCUAGCAACAGUUUGAAUCUCUGAGAAAAUCGUUUGCUUUUUAAGUUCUUUAUUUCAACAGUAGUGAGAAAAUGGCUUCAAAGUUUUCAUAGUGUUUUCUUGUAAUUCAUAUAUUUUUGUAUAUUUCAUUUCUUUUGAAAAACAGCGCAAGAGUCAAAGAAAUUUUUUAUAAGUCUCAAAUGUUUCCUUAACUCAACCAAAGUUCUCCAAUGGAAAAAGAUAACAUCUUUAGUGACUUCUUCAAUAGAAACUAUAUAGAUUAAGUGGUUUACAUCAUGUGUUUGUGAUGUAUUUUAAUAACAUAGGCAUAUAAUGCCAGUAUAUCCUACAUAUAAAAGGCAAAUAAUGUCACUGUAUCUUUAUAUAUCAGCAUAUCCUACAGAUACACUGUAUAUGUGUAUAUGUCCUACAGAUACACUGUAUAUGUCCUACAGAUACACUGUAUGUGUGUAUAUAUCCUACAGAUACACUGUAUGUGUGUAUAUAUCCUACAGAUACACUGUAUAUGUGUAUAUAUCCUACAAAUACACUGUAUGUGUCUAUAUAUCCUACAGAUACACUGUAUGUGUGUAUAUAUCCUACAGAUACACUGUAUGUGUCUAUAUAUCCUACAGAUACACUGUAUGUGUCUAUAUAUCCUACAGUUACACUCUAUGUGUGUAUAUAUCCUACAGAUACUGUAUAUGUGCAUAUAUCCUACAGAUACACUGUAUGUGUGUAUAUAUCCUACAGAUACACUGUAUAUGUGUAUAUAUCCUACAGAUACACUGUAUAUGUGUAUAUAUCUUACAGAUACACUGUAUAUGUGCAUAUAUCCUACAGAUACACUGUAUAUGUGCAUAUAUCCUACAGAUACACUGUAUAUGUGUAUAUAUCCUACAGAUACACUGUAUAUGUGUAUAUGUCCUACAGAUACACUGUAUAUGUCCUACAGAUACACUGUAUGUGUGUAUAUGUCCUACAGAUACACUGUAUAUAUCCUACAGAUACACUGUAUGUGUCUAUAUAUCCUACAGAUACACUGUAUGUGUGUAUAUAUCCUACAGAUACACUGUAUAUGUGUAUAUAUCCUACAGAUACACUGUAUAUGUGUAUAUAUCCUACAGAUACACUGUAUUUACAUUAAAACACAAUGGAUUAACAUUGUUACUUGGUGAUGUUCCUUUAAGUGUUUUUUAUGUUGCUAUACUUAUAUCAUUUUC
This is a messenger RNA of Ylistrum balloti, 4471 nucleotides long. RefSeq names its product ectonucleoside triphosphate diphosphohydrolase 7-like. Lineage: Eukaryota; Metazoa; Mollusca; Bivalvia; Pectinida; Pectinidae. The record is from RefSeq and is a predicted model, not a curated record. The transcript is spliced from 10 exons. The coding region runs from base 143 to 2014 and encodes 623 amino acids. Gene Ontology annotation, molecular function: nucleoside diphosphate phosphatase activity. Gene Ontology annotation, biological process: nucleoside diphosphate catabolic process. Gene Ontology annotation, cellular component: membrane.